GUCAUUAUGUGGAGUAUUAUUUACCUAGUCAUUUUUAUCCAAUCAUUAAUUUAGAGAGACAUGUAAUUCAUGGUUGACUCAAUUGUUUUUCAUUUUUGAAGGACCAAAAUACCAAGUCAGAAUUCAUCAUAACAUGUAAUUUUAUACUAUUAACCGAAUAUUGUUCAUGUUCUAAGAACUCCAACAGUCCAACCUAGUAGACACACCGCGAAGGACAUGCUGCUGUCGUGCCGGAGUGCCUCGCCGCCGCCCCAGAAACUCUGACCGCCACUGACUGCCGCUGCCCGUAAAACUGAACGUCGAUGCCGCUGCUCUGAAGAAGUUCGUCCCAUCUCCGGAGGAACAGAUUCGCCGGCCUAUUGAACCGCCGGAGGCCCGGAACAGCACACCCACUGCGCCUUUACGUUACUUCCCGUCAUGGGAUACAACCUUUGGCGUCGUUGUCUUCUCUCAUAGACCCCGGAACGCGGCCGGAGAAAGUGGCAGCUCCUCCUUCGUACUGCAAGCGGCUGACGAGGUCGAGAGUUUGGCGCAACACCGCAUCAGCCGUCACUGCCGACUGCUGUAUCCCUUCUUUCCUGGUUCGCGCCGCCGCCUAUCUGGGCGGUCUUCACCGCUCUGUCCUCGUAUUUUGUUGCUGCUGCGUGUGGAGCUUCUCCUGAGCCGUCCAUUCCUCCAGAGAAAGCUUUCCGUAUCUUAUGGAUGUACUGGACUCCAUAGACUUAAGUGAACUUUCGGAACCGGUUAUUGGAACGGCUUUAGAAAAUGUACCUUGGAUAUAUGAUAAUCCUGACAUUGAGGUAGCUAGUCCAGAAUCUCCAAUAGUUGACUUGGUGAGACUGAAGAAAUGUCGUCCUCGUGGGCUAUACGUUCCUUUAGAUGCGACUCACAUUGAAUCAUGCAAAUCACGACUUUCAUUUUCUGAGUUUGAAAGUUAUCGGGGACUUUUCCCGUCCGAUGUUACCAUGGUUAUCCCGAACCGAGAUGACAUAGUCACUGAGCCCCCUGAGGGUGAUUUUUUCGGGAUACAUACCCUCUCCGUGAGACUAGGAUUUAGUCUCCCCAUGCAUCCUUUCAUCACUGAGUUUCUAUGUGAGCUUGAGAUUCCUCCGUGCCAGCUCACCCCAUUUGGUCAUCAGUACCUGGUGGCAUUUUUGGCCCGGUGUAAGGAGAUCAAGGUUAAGCCGUCUCUAGAUCUUUUUAAGCACCUGUUUAGGGUUGGUCAAUGCUCCCGAGCUAAUAGUCUGUCAUGGGUAUCUAUUUCCCAAUGUGCCCACCUUGACGCGUGGAAAGUUUCGCACAGUAGAAUCAGUAAUUGGAAGGAAGAAUUCAUCUCUGAGUCUACCGGACAUGCUCUCCCCUUCCCCACAAUUUUCAGCCCUCAUUAUAAGAAGUUUGCGUGUCUCACUCUUCCCGCCGAUCAAGAGUUAUGGCCGGAAAAGUUCUAAGCGGGCGGGCCGUUUAACAUUUCUACAUAUACUACCGAGGACCAUUUGAGCGGACUUGAUUUCCUCACCUCGGGCUUGUGCUCACCUUUGGAUGUCCUCGUCCCCCUUUCUUUAGACUCAGGUAUGACGUCCCGUGCGGAGAGAUUCAAGAAGAUGAAUGGCGAAGGGUCACAUGCGUCUACCCAAGACCCGCCGAGCAAGAAGCAAAAGGUUGUACCCUCCUUGCAGGGUGAAGGUGCCUCGUCCCCUUCUGUGCCCAUAACUAAUGGCCCGGUUACCAAAGAGACGCGGCGCAUCACCUGGAGUACUAGUGGUGCUCGUGAUGUCACGCUCAAGGAAGGACUGAAGAGUGUGGCUGAUGGACCGUUGGAAGAUGAUUGUCUUCAUGCCGCAGCAGAGCUUGUGUUGAAGAUCUCCGGGAAGAAUCGUCAGCAUGUUGUGCGCGAGCAAGAGCUAUUAAAGCUGCUUUCUGAAGAGCGGGCUGCCCAUAAGAGAUUGAUGAGCGAAGUGAUUGAAGCUCACAAGGUCAGGGAGGCACAGGAAAGGGACGCUCACGCUGCCGAGUUAACCAAGGUCCGCGCUGAGCGGGAACACUACAUUGAUUCCCACCUAGAAGAGAUCGCUGAACGUUGGCUGAAAACUCCCGCCGACGUCGAUAGACUUGACAAAGACGGUUUACUGUGCUACAAUUUGGGGGAAUAUACCAAACAACAGGAAAUUUAUGUUGUUUUGAAGGCCAAGCACGGUGCCUCAUGCAUUGCCGAUUGGGGGCUUCCCUUUGAGAUUCCUAAUCCAGAGCCUGAGAAUGUCGACUCUUUUUCCAGAGUCGUUCCAUUGGGCGAGCUCCCUAGGGGUGCAGAUCCUGAUCACCCCAUAACUUCCGAAGAAGUAGCAAUGCUGGGGCUUUAGGUCGAGCGAUCCCCUCUUUGACCAUCUCCAUGCCUUGGAGAGUGUUAGAGUUAGACUACCAUAACGUGAUCUGCAUGUUUUUCUUUUUCUUUAGUACCUAAUUUGUUAGAUCGUUUUUUGAAUUUCAAGCAAACAAUUAUCUUGACAAUGUAAUAUUUCCUUUUAAUAUCGUUUUUUUAAUAUAGUUACCUAUACGGG
Messenger RNA from Cuscuta epithymum, 2555 nucleotides. Lineage: Eukaryota; Viridiplantae; Streptophyta; Magnoliopsida; Solanales; Convolvulaceae. The record is from the annotation of a GenBank genome assembly.